ACGGCAUCAAAAGCAAAUUCUUAAAACCUCGCCCUCCUCCUCCCUUGGGCCAAGUCAGCUUCUUUUAACUCUCCUCCUCCCUUCUCCUUCAUCUCCACCACUCCCCAUUACGUUUCCCUUGUUUACUCUUCUCGUCUCGUCUCUACACGAGUCUGCAUCCCCUCUUCCUUGUUAGACUUCGUUACAAGUACAGCCAAGCCAAGAGACUUUUACCCCUCCACCAGCAUUUCGCACUCGUCCUCGUACCCCACCCCCACCUUCCAACAUGGUCAAGUCUUCCGUCCUGGGGUUCCCGCGAAUUGGGGCCCUCCGAGAUCUGAAGAAGGCCAAUGAAGCUUACUGGGGCGACAAGAUCUCCCGGGCCGACCUCCUGGCCGAGGGUAAGAGGCUGAGACUGGCUCACUGGAAGAUCCAGAAGGAUGCCGGUGUCGACAUCAUUCCCUCCAACGACUUUGCCUUCUACGACCAUGUUCUCGACCACAUCCAGCUCUUCAACGCCGUCCCCGAACGGUACACUUCUCAGAAACUCGACACUCUCGAUGAAUACUUCGCCAUGGGCCGUGGCCACCAGAAGGGUGGUGUCGAUGUUCCCGCCCUGGAGAUGGUCAAGUGGUUCGACUCGAACUACCAUUACGUCAAGCCCACCCUCAAGGAUAACCAGACAUUCUCUCUGGCAAAGGACCCGAAGCCUGUCCGGGAAUUCCUCGAGGCUAAGCAGGCUGGCUUCCACACCAGGCCCGUCCUCCUUGGCCCUGUCUCUUUCCUCGCCCUCGGCAAGGCCGACAGGGGUUCUUCCGUCGACCCCAUCACCCUCCUCGACAAGCUCGUCCCAGUCUACGUAGAGCUCCUCAAGGCCCUGAAGGCCGCUGGUGCCGACAGCGUACAGAUUGAUGAGCCUAUUCUUGUUUUCGACCUGAAGCCCGAGAUUAAGAACGCUUUCAAGCCCGCCUACGAGGCCAUUGGCGCCCUCGGCAGUGCUGCUCCUUCCAUCGUCAUCGCCACCUACUUCGGUGACAUUGCCCACAACCUUGAUGUUCUCCCGGCUUUCUCCAACCUCCACGGCCUCCAUAUCGACCUCGUCCGUAGCCCUGAGCAGCUCCAGGCCGUCAUCAAGCAGCUUGGGCCUAAGCAGAUUUUGUCUGCUGGUGUCAUUGACGGCCGGAACAUUUGGAAGAACAACUUCCAGAAGUCGAUCGAGCUGGUGCAGACCGCAGUCGAGGCCCUUGGCGAGGACCGUGUCAUUGUUGCUACUUCCAGCUCUCUGCUCCAUGUCCCUCACACCUUGGCCAGCGAGAAGAAGCUUCCCGCAGAAGUCUUCAACUGGUUCUCUUUCGCCGUUGAGAAGUGCCAUGACGUCUCCGUCCUCGCCAGGGCUGUGACCAACCCCGACUCUGUCCGUGCCGAGCUCGAUGCCAAUGCUGCCACGAUGAAGUCUCGGGCCGAGUCCACCCGCACCAACGACCCCAAGGUCAAGGAGCGCCAGGCCAAGGUCACCCCUGAGAUGCAUAACCGCCAGACUCCUUUCGAGCAGCGCUACGCGCAGCAGAAGAAGCAUCUUAACCUGCCUCUCUUCCCCACCACUACUAUUGGAUCAUUCCCUCAGACCCAGCAGAUCCGUAUCCAGCGCAACAAGUUCACCAAGGGUGAAAUCACGACGCAGCAAUACGAUGAUUUCAUCAAGAAGGAGAUUGAGUACGCCAUUCAGAUCCAGGAUGAGCUUGAUCUAGAUGUCUACGUCCAUGGCGAACCUGAGCGUAACGACAUGGUUCAGUACUUUGGUGAGCGUCUUGAGGGCUAUGUCUUCACCACGCACGCCUGGGUCCAGUCUUACGGCUCUCGCUGCGUCCGCCCUCCCAUCAUUGUUGGCGACAUCUCCCGCCCUGCUCCCAUGACCGUUAAGGAAUCCAAGUACGCCGCGUCGAUCUCGAAGAAGCCCAUGAAGGGCAUGCUUACUGGACCCGUUACUUGCCUCCGGUGGUCCUUCCCCCGUGACGACGUACACCAAUCUGUCCAGUGCCAGCAGCUCGCUCUCGCCCUUCGCGAUGAGGUUGUUGACCUCGAGAAGAAUGGCAUCUACGUCAUCCAGGUGGACGAGCCUGCCCUGCGGGAGGGCCUUCCUCUCCGGAAGGGAUCUGAGCGGGAUGCUUAUCUCCGCUGGGCUGUAGACAGCUUCAAGCUGUCCACCGCUGGUGUCGAGGAUUCCACCCAGAUCCACAGCCAUUUCUGCUACUCCGAAUUCCAGGACUUCUUCCACGCCAUUGCCGCAUUGGAUGCCGAUGUUCUCUCCAUUGAGAACUCCAAGUCCGACGCGAAGCUGCUCAAGGUCUUCAUCGAUGAGGCCUACCCUCGCCACAUCGGACCAGGUGUCUACGACAUCCAUAGCCCUCGUGUCCCCGUCGAGGACGAGUUCAAGCAGCGCAUCCAGGAGAUGCUCCAGUAUCUCCGACCUGAACAACUUUGGAUCAACCCUGACUGUGGUCUCAAGACCCGGAAAUGGGAUGAGGUCAAGGGUGCGUUGACUCACAUGGUUAACGCGGCUAAGUACUUCCGUGAGCAGUACAAGUCCUAGACGUCUUGACUCCGAGAGAGUCUCGAAAGCGGGUGGGGGUGUGAUACCCAUGUAACGGGGAGUCGUGUGGUGCCUUCAUGUGUGUGUGGGGUUUGUUUCAACAGCAUCAGCAUAUUGCGAGGUCGGGUGUCCCCUAACAGUCUUCAACAAACGAGCUAUGAUCGAUGAUACCCAAAAAAGCGCCAUUCUCAACUCGGCGUUUGCGGGAAAGGGGGAAACCAAAAGGUGUUUUGUUUUACGGUUCGGUGAUGGGAUGGAUGGGACAUGGAAAUAGAUCUUCAACAGGCUGAGGAUGGCUUCUUCAACAAGAGGCAAUACCCUCUUCCAUGUUUUGGGGCUGCCUUCAUCAUGCAGCUUCCACGGAAUACAAGAGUCCUUCGAGACCCAAUUUGGACUUUAAUGCUAUAUUGAGUGA
Messenger RNA from Phialemonium atrogriseum, 2984 nucleotides. RefSeq names its product putative 5-methyltetrahydropteroyltriglutamate--homocysteine methyltransferase. Gene Ontology annotation, molecular function: 5-methyltetrahydropteroyltriglutamate-homocysteine S-methyltransferase activity; zinc ion binding. Bases 266 to 2569 code for a protein of 767 amino acids. Lineage: Eukaryota; Fungi; Ascomycota; Sordariomycetes; Cephalothecales; Cephalothecaceae. The transcript has 11 exons. The record is from RefSeq and is a predicted model, not a curated record.